Molecule: messenger RNA, 3487 nt
Organism: Hemiscyllium ocellatum (epaulette shark)
Lineage: Eukaryota; Metazoa; Chordata; Chondrichthyes; Orectolobiformes; Hemiscylliidae
Product: glutamate receptor ionotropic, delta-2-like
Exons: 17
Coding region: 467-3487 (1006 amino acids)
Biological process (GO): synaptic transmission, glutamatergic; modulation of chemical synaptic transmission
Cellular component (GO): postsynaptic membrane; plasma membrane
Molecular function (GO): glutamate-gated receptor activity; transmitter-gated monoatomic ion channel activity involved in regulation of postsynaptic membrane potential
Source: RefSeq, a predicted model, not a curated record
GGAAAGGGGGCUCCGCAAAAGCGCUGCAGUUGGAGAUUGUACAAUUUCACUGGUUUGUCUGCUCAGCUUUUGGCUUUGCAUUUGGCUGUCAUGGGUUUUCUGCUCCUGACAGACACCGAAUCGGUAGCUGCCACUGACGGUGAGAUACAGCUCUUUGCCAGAUCAUGACCAUCAGCGGCCGGGGAAGGAGCAAUUCCCGCUGAAUCCCGCAUCUCUUUUGCUGUAGUUUACCUUGGAGUCACUUUUUCUUGAAGCGUGGAUUGGAGAGACACGCUGCUGUUUUCUUCAAUAAAACAAAGUCCGUAAAGUUCCAGAAACGUAUUUUCCCGCCGCUGGCAACAAAUCAGCAGUGUCACCCCAGAUGUUUUAUUUAAGUCGGAGGGAGAUUGGAUCGCCAGGUUUUGUAUUUACGUUAUGUGUUCCAUGUUCAAUGUUCCUGCGGUCUCCAGUUGACUGAUUAAAGGAAAUGGAAGUUUUGGCCGCUCUGAUUGUAUCCAUCUCUUGGAUCUUAUAUCCCGACAGGGUAGCUAGUGAUUCCAUCAUUCACAUAGGUGCAAUUUUUGAGGAAUCUGCAAGAAAGGAUGACAAAAUGUUUCGAUUAGCUGUGGCUGAAAUGAACAUGAAUGAAGAAAUACUACAAAACGAAAAGAUAACAUUCUCUGUCAGAUUUGUUGAUUCCAACAAUCCAUUUCAAGCUGUUCAAGAGGCCUGUGACCUUGUGUCACAAGGAAUCUUGGCUCUUGUUAGCUCCACUGGCUGUGCUCCUUCAGCUUCACUUCAGUCCUUUGCAGAUGGAAUGCAUAUUCCUCACCUCUACAUUCAACGCACAGCAGCUGGAACUCCACGUUCUCAAUGUUCUAUUACAAGGAAUACAAGAAACAGUGAUUACACGCUUUCUGUCCGUCCUCCUGAUUACUUCAAUGAAGUGAUUCUCAAAGUAAUCACAGAAUUUUCCUGGCAGAAGUUCAUGAUCUUCUAUGAUGAUGCAUAUGAUAUUCGUGGGAUUCAAGAAUUUUUGGGCCAAGCUGGUCAACAAGGGAUAGAGAUUUCACUACAAAAGGUUGAGGCCAGCAUUAGCAACAUGUUCACAGGCCUUUUCUCCACGCUUGGGUUUGAUGAGCUGAGCCGUUUCCGAGACAUGCUUCGAAGAGCUCUACUUUUCCUUAACCCACGUACUGCAAAGACCUUCAUUAGUGAGGCAGUUGACACUAAUUUGGCAGCUGUUGACAGUCACUGGAUCUUCAUCAAUGAGGAAAUAAAUGAUGCAGAUAUUCGGGAGCUGGCAAAGAGACUGACUGGCAGAUUGACUGUCAUUCGGCAAACUUUCCCAAUGUCAGAAAGCAAGAGCCAAUACUGUUUGAGAAGCAGUCAUAGAUUUUCUUCUGUAAUGUGCAACCCUAAAGAUCCCUUCACACAACACAUGGAGAUCUCCAAUCUCUAUGUAUAUGACAGUGUUUUGCUGCUGGCUGAUGCCUUCCACAAGAAGCUUGAAGAUCGAAAAUGGCACAGCAUGGCUAGCCUGACAUGUGUAAGGAAAAAUUCCAAGCCAUGGCAAGGUGGGAAGUCAACUUUUGAUGCAAUCAAAAAGGGGAAAGUGAGUGGAUUAACUGGAAUGCUCAAUUUUAGGGAUGAUGGGACAAAUACCAAUGUUCUGUUUGAAAUUCUUGGUACCAGUUACAGUGAGGAAAAGGAUAGAGGGAUUCAACGUCUAGGACUUUGGAGUCCAACCAAUGGAUUGAAUGGUUCUCUUGUCGAUCAAAAACUGGAAAAUAGUAUGGAAGGAGUGACUCUGCGAGUUGUGACAGUACUGGUUCCUCCAUUUGUUAUGAUGUCAGAGAACAUAUUUGGCCAACCUAAAGAGUUCUGUGGAUUUUCCAUAGAUGUUCUGAAUGCUUUGUCAGAACACCUUGGCUUCAAGUAUCAAAUUUACCAAGUUCCUGAUAAUCAACAUGGUAGAUUACAAAAUAACGGAAAAUGGAAUGGAAUGAUAGGAGAACUUAUUAACAAGAGAGCUGACAUAGCAGUUUCAGCCUUGACAAUUACUCCAGAGAGAGAGAAUGUUGUGGACUUCACUGGUCGAAUCAUGGACUACACCUUAGGAUUUCUACUUAAAAAGCCAGAACAGAGAGUGGAUAUGUUUACCUGCCUAGAACCAUUUGAUCUGACAGUUUGGGCAUGUAUUAUUGGCACUUUGUUUAUAACAGGCCUGCUUGUCUGCAUGUUUAGCUGGGUAAAACCAUCGCCACUGCAAAUAGGAUCUGUGACUUCUACAACAUUGUACAAUGCUGCGUGGCUUGUUUAUGGAUCAUUUGUACAACAAGGAGGAGACAUCCCCAUUAAUACUUUGGCAGUUCGUUUGUUGAUGGGAUUUUGGUGGCUUUUUGUUUUUAUAAUCAUCUCGACAUACACUGCAAACCUAACAGCCAUCUUGACCAACAAUCGAAUUGAAAACCCUAUUCGAUCUUUCCAGGACCUUGCCAAACAGACAGAUGUUCCAUAUGGUACAGUCCUUGAUUCAGAAGUAUUGCAAAUAAUCAAAACCAAAGGUCGAAAUCCAUUUGAGCUUGAACAAACAUAUGCUCAUUUGUGGAAUAUGAUAAACAAAACGAAUGGUUUGGAGAACUGCGUGAAGAGAAUCCAUGAUGGAAUUCAAAGGGUAAAGGCUGGAAAUUAUGCAUUUAUCUGGGAUGUUGCAGCACUGGAAUAUAUUGUCGAAAAUGAACCUGAUUGCUCCCUUGUCACAGCAAGGAAUUCGAAAGUCGAUCGCGGUUAUGGCAUUGCUCUUCAAGAUGGCAGCCCUUACAGAGACAUUUUUUCACACAGACUUCUAGAACUGGAACAAAGUGGUGAACUGGAUGCCUUAAAACAGAAAUGGUGGCCCAAAGUUGGGAAAUGUGAUCUGCAAAGUCACAUUAAGACGCAUGGGAAAGGAGGCCCAAUGGAUCUGCAAAACUUUGCUGGAGCAUUCGGUUUUCUUGCUUUGGGUGUUAUUUUGGCUUUCAUCGCUGCUGUGGUCGAAAUUUGGUGGAAAGGUGAAAAGAAAUCAGACUCUCCUAGAGAGGAGGACAAUGAAAUCGAAAUUGACCAGUUCCAGAAACAAACAGAUGAUUUCUCUAAAGUCGAUGAGAGCUCUCUUAAAUUUUCACCAUCAUUUGUAGACUUGAAUUCAUUUGAACUAUCUAUAAUGCCAACUGGUGAAAAUCAGGAACAAUAUGGUGAUUUCAGGAACACUAAUUUAACAAUGUCAACCUUCAUACCUGACCAGAUGCGGAGGACAAGCACAUGUAGCUUAUCAGCUAAGACUUCAUCUGGAUUGCCACUGAGUGGCACAGCUGGUCAACAAACUGCACAAUAUGACCUGUCUACAAUAGAAGAGAAUGCAGAUGCCCUUGGAGGUUGUUUUGAGCAGUCUCAGAUCUCGAAAGCCUGGCUGCUGACUGCACCAUCUCAGCCUGGGCAACAACAGUCUGCACUGGCUGAGAAGUGA